AUGUUACAUUGUUUGAGUACAUUUCUGUUUAUUGAAGCUGCUAAAAUUUAUUCCUCUUGGGAAGAGUGUUUUAAAAUUGCUGUGGAUAAAAGACUUUCUGAAGUACAAAAGGAAUUAAAAGACAGUGAAACAUUAAAAAGAAUAGCGACAGAUCUAAGUAAAAGAUUUCAACUGACGCAUCAGAAAAGAGAUUUUAAAGACAUCCCACCAGAGGAACAUAAUCUACUCGGUAAAAAGAUUGUAGUAAAAGCUAUAGAAUUAAAAAAUGAAGAAAUUGAAAUGAUGCAAAAUAAGCUUGAUCAGCUAGAAGAACCAGUAAUUAGUGAUACAAAUUCUGAGAUUCCAAAUUCUCUACUGAUUUGGCAGAAGAUUGUAUCAAUAGCUUUGUGUUCCAGUGAAACUAAAAGCAAUUUCAAACAUUGGAGAUUGAAGGAAUUCCACCUGAAUUGGGAAGAAUUUCUCAAUGUGGCAAUGGAAAAAAGAAUCUCGCCAUCGAAGCAUAAAAUAGAGUCCUCUUUAGACUUAAAUGCCAAAAUAGAAACUUGGAAAGAAAUUUUUUUAAAAGUUGGAUCUUCCAUCGAAAAAGAUUUAAAAGUAUUUGAUAAAAUUGUGGAAAGCUCCUCCAGUUCAUUGGAUUCGAUUUCUGAUUACAUAUCUUGGGAGGACUUUUUUAUUCAUGCCGUCAAAUCUAAAACUGCAGGGAAGGUGUCAUAUGAAUUAAAUGUACCAACACUGAUAGAAAAAACCCUCCUUAACCAGUCCGUACCAUCGUGGAAUGAAAUAUUUUACGUUAUGUCAAAAUACCAUUCUGAAGAUCUAAUUAAACGUUGUUUAGAAUUCACUUCUGAUUUUAAAAUUGCGGAAGAGGAGAAAAUGCUUCUGAUUAAGGAGAUGACAUAUAAUGUAAAUUUCAAUUGGGAUGCUCUUAUUCUUGAUAUCCUUGAACAGCUGUUGAGUUCUGAUUCCGACGAAAUUACUCUGGAAUUAAAGCCGAAACUAUCAUUGUUUGAUGAAGUCAAAAAAGCAAUGGGUAUUGAGAUAGACACUUCAAAGAAAUCUGAUGUUGCAUCAUGGAUAGAUUUGCUGCCAGGUAAAGAAUGGCUUGAAAAGUUACAAAAUGAUGACAACCCUAUUUUAUUUGAAGCUAAGAGCCGAAAUACUUCACAGAAAACGAUUAAGAUUCCUUAUAAUUUCCUAUGGGAAAACAUUUUUCCAAUGUCUGUUUUGAUUUGGAAAAAAGAUUUCGAAGGCUAUCUAAAUUUUAACAGCACUACAGUAAAUGAUGGCGAAUUUGGAUCAAAAUUUGAUAGUUCUAUUCCAGAAAGUUCUGGCAGUGCCUUUUAUGAGGAUAAUAGGUUGGAUGACGACAACAAUUCUUUCAACUUCAAAGAAUUAGAACCUGAGUUCCUUCAAUAUGCCGCAUCUUGGAGAGAAAUUUAUCUAGCAGCUGUAGAAAGGUAUCAAACAAUUUUAUCAAGAUUAAUCGAACUUGACAAGAACAGUAAGCAAUCUGCAGAUGAAAGAGAGUCAGACAAACCAGAAUCGAGACAUCAAAAAGUUUAUUCAGCUAAAAAUGUAUUAAAUAUUGAAAUAACACUUCCGGACUUAUUUCAAGCUGUUUCAAUUUUAAAGAAGGAAAAUGCUGUAUCUUAUAUUGAGCCAGAACUGGUUGCUGUUUCUGAGAUGACUGAGAUAGAACAGGAGCAAAAUGAAAAUUUAGAAGCUGCAGAUGUCAUUCAAAGUUUUUCUGAUAUAAUUUUCAAAGGCUUAGUUCAUAGAAGAAAAGAAAGAAAAUUUGUACAAGAUGAAAUUUUUAAAUUAACAUCUGUCUUAGAAAAGGAUGAGAGUAUAUUGGAUGGCAUGUCUAACCUUACAAGAGCAAAGGAAUAUUUGUCGCGAAUUUCUCGAAGGAGAAAAGCAGAAAAUAAAGUAAUUAAUGAAGAAUUUGAGAAAUUAGGAGAGCUCAAAUCCUUAUUUAGUGGAUAUUUCAACAGCGCGGGUAAGGAACCCAUAGAACAAAUCAAUGUAAAAUGUAUUCAACAUGUAAAUCAGACUUUGGGAAAAUUCAAAUCUGUUGAAACUGAUCAUAAUAGAAAGUUAUUGAAUCAUCGUGAUCAAUGCUCUACGUUCUUACAACAUUGCUUGAAUGAAAGACAGUUGGAAAGGUUUCAACUGAAUUCAAACACGUAUGAGCGUUUGACUUCUCUCUUAAAUAAAGAGGUAAAUACUUAUCUCGUGGAUUCCGGACAGAUUGUUAAAUCUAUUAUAUCCCAUCGGGAGGAAGAAAUACGCAGUAUCCAAAACCAAAUGAAGAACCUGAAGAAGGUAUUGGGCUCUACUGAAGAAUUAGAAAAAAUGGUUUCUGGUGUUUUGAAAUCGGUUGAGAGCUUUCUGUGGAAUGGAUUAUCAAAGAAAUCUACUAUCUGUGAUGACUUGAUAGAAGUUACGAAUAUAGUAUGCUCUGAAAAAGAAGAACUGAUGUCAAAAAUACGUAAAGAAGUUGAUAGCUGUAAGGAGUUUAUUUAUGACAGCAUUAAAAUUAUAAAUGAAAAAAUGACCAAUCUGAAAACAGAAGUUGACAUUCUCAAUUCGAGCAUGGAAAAUAAAAAUAAAAAUACCCUCGAAGUUCUUAUGAAUUGCAAACAACUUCACGAAAAAAUAAUUGAAAGAAUAGAAUCUGAACUUAACACACUGAACUCUUAUCUUGAACGAAACGAAAAGUCGCAGAAUGAAAAACUCUACUCUAUGUGCGAAGAAUUCUUUGUGUCUGCAAUUAGUAUGAGAAGGAGCGAGAUUUCUGAAAUCAAACUUUUAUCUGAUCCGCUACAAGACACUGGAGAAUAUGUUGAUGCCAAA
Parasteatoda tepidariorum (common house spider) is the source of this 2856-nucleotide messenger RNA. Lineage: Eukaryota; Metazoa; Arthropoda; Arachnida; Araneae; Theridiidae. The record is from RefSeq and is a predicted model, not a curated record.